Triticum dicoccoides is the source of this 2669-nucleotide messenger RNA. Its product is annotated as heterogeneous nuclear ribonucleoprotein 1-like. Gene Ontology annotation, molecular function: mRNA binding. The coding region runs from base 587 to 2029 and encodes 480 amino acids. The record is from RefSeq and is a predicted model, not a curated record. Lineage: Eukaryota; Viridiplantae; Streptophyta; Magnoliopsida; Poales; Poaceae. The transcript is spliced from 3 exons. Gene Ontology annotation, biological process: regulation of translation.
UAGCACGCAGCAGGGAGGAGGGCAGCGUGAGCUGGGUUCGUCUUCCUCCUCGCGGCGCACCAGGCAAGCCCAGCUCAGGGUCCAGCGCGGCAGGGCAGGGCCGAGGGAGGGAGCGGGCGGCACGCACCAACCUGCCCCCGGGAUAGUUUUAUGCGAUUAUCCGCGUCACCCCACCGGCCCCCGCUGCUGCUUUCCCAAUCGAGCCGAGCACCGCGAUUCCAGGCCAGCGGAAACCGAUUAAAAAAGGCAACCCCCGCUCCGUCCGCGCAAAAGUAAAAAACAACAACCGCAUCGCGCAGCGCAGCGCAGCACCGAGCGAGCGAGCGAGCGGGCGGAGAGAGGGGGGAGCGAGCAAAGGUUCGAUAAAAAGGAGAGGAGGAGACGAAGCGUCCAAGCCCAAGUAACAUCCCCACAUCCCCUUCCUCCCCUCCCUUUCCCAUCGCCCCGGCCGCAUCGAGAUCUUGGCUGGCACCGCCGGAGAUCGCGAGGAGCGGCCCCGCGGCUCCCCCGAUCCCACCUCCUCCUCCGCCGCCGCCGACCGCCGCCGCCGACCGCCGAUCGGGGUAGGAGGGUAGGGGAGGACGCGAUGGAGGCCGACUCCGGGAAGCUCUUCGUCGGCGGCAUCUCCUGGGAGACGGACGAGGACCGCCUCCGCGACUACUUUGGCCGCUUCGGCGAGGUCACCGAGGCUGUCAUCAUGCGCGACCGCAACACCGGCCGCGCUCGCGGCUUCGGCUUCAUAGUCUUUGCCGAGGCCGGCGUUGCUGAGCGAGUCACCAUGGACAAGCACAUGAUCGAUGGCCGCAUGGUCGAAGCCAAGAAAGCUGUUCCCAGGGACGACCAGAGCAUUGCAAGCAAGAACAAUGGCAGCAGCAUAGGCUCGCCUGGGCCAGUCCGUACCAGAAAGAUCUUUGUUGGGGGGCUGGCCUCCAAUGUUACUGAGGUUGAAUUCAGAAGGUAUUUUGAGCAAUUCGGCAUGAUAACAGAUGUGGUUGUCAUGUACGACCACAACACACAGAGGCCCAGGGGCUUUGGCUUCAUCACCUAUGAUUCAGAAGAUGCAGUGGAUAAGGCGCUGCACAAGAACUUCCAUGAGCUUAAUGGCAAGAUGGUUGAAGUCAAGAGAGCUGUCCCAAAGGAGCAGUCGCCUGGACCUGUCGCACGCUCACCUGCUGGAGGGCAGAACCUUGCUAUCAGCAGGGUUCACAACUUCUUGAAUGGCUUCAACCAGGGAUAUAGCCCAAACCCGAUAGGAGGUUACGGCAUGAGGGUGGAUGGAAGGUUUGGCCUGCUUUCAGGUGCACGAAAUGGGUUUUCUUCAUUUGGCCCCAGUUAUGGAAUGGGCAUGAAUGUUGAAACUGGGAUGAAUGCAAAUUUUGGUGCAAACUCUAGUUUCCUCAAUAACUCAAAUGGGCGGCAAAUGGGUUCAUACUACAAUGGUGGUUCAAACAGACUAGGCAGCCCUAUUGGGUACGUUGGUCUGAAUGAUGAUUCAGGAUCGAUAUUGAGUUCAAUGGGAAGGAAUGUUUGGGGUAAUGGAAAUGUCAACUACCAGAACAGCCCUACAAACAUGAGUUCUUUUGUACCAUCUGGAAGUGGGAGUCAAGUUGGUAUUACUGGCGAUGGUAUAAAUUGGGGAGGUCCUACUUCUGCCCAUGGGAUGGGAAGCAUUUCAAGCCUUGGGUCUAACAUUGGCCGUGGGGCUGGAGAUAACUUUGGUUUGCCGUCUGGCGGCUAUGGAAGGAGCAACCCAACUGGCACCAUUGGUGAACCUUUUUCUGCGUCAGCCAAUGCAUAUGAAAUGAACAACAUAGAUACAUAUGGCAACAACUCUAUUUAUGGUGACUCAACCUGGAGGUUCACGUCAUCUGAGAUCGAUAUUCCUCCUUUUGAUAAUGAUCUUGGAAAUAUCGAUCCAGAUAUCAAAUCGAACAUGCCAGCAAGUUACAUGGGCAACUAUACUGUUAAUAAUAAUCAGACAAGCAGAGGUCAGUACCCGCUUCAGCAUUUUGCUAUUAGCUACACAUGAAUUUCCCAUCUUUUUUUGAAAAUUAAAGGUGCUGCAUAACUCAGUUAUUCAAAAAAUAGAAUGAAUAUUUAAAUAGAGCAAUUGAUCUACCCUUCAUAGUUUAUUAGAACCAUUACAUCUGCAUGUCUAUGUUUUUGGAAAGGAAAAAUGUUGCAUAAUUGCAUGCCAUAUGCUUAAUCAGUUGAUGCUAGAGCAUAAUCAAUAGACCUUUCUUGGGGCUUACAUCAGAUUUGACUGGUAGAUCAGUGGAUUGAACUUGUAGGAAUUGUGUUGUAAUUAUAUUGUGGUAGUAUACGUAUCACAUUUAACUGACACAACAUUGGGUGCUGUCUGACUGCUUUUGCUGUAAUGAAAGCACUAUCAAGAGCAACAACUUUUGGACGCAUCAGCUUUGACUGAUAAUGAAUAGAUCAAAUAGGGAGCACUGCCUUCAUCCAUUCCAUUGACCUGGGAUAUGCUUCCAUGUAAUGCCUGACAAACAUAAUGGAUUAGGGACCAAUGAUUUGUUUUGCAAUUUUAGUUGUGUCAAGUAAAUCGAUGCAAAUGAUUGGUGUAGGAUGUAUUCACUAACCUGGUUUGUUUAGUUCCUGUAUCUACUCUAUGAUCUUUGACAUAAUUCUAGGUCAAAUUUUGUGACCAG